Triticum dicoccoides is the source of this 942-nucleotide messenger RNA. RefSeq lists its product as uncharacterized. The transcript has a single exon. The record is from RefSeq and is a predicted model, not a curated record. The coding region runs from base 161 to 775 and encodes 204 amino acids. Lineage: Eukaryota; Viridiplantae; Streptophyta; Magnoliopsida; Poales; Poaceae.
AUACCCAUGGAGCCCUAGGAACCAAACUCCAUGCCAAAACACACAGCUCACACACAUAGCUGCCAUUAGCAACAACCGCAAGCAACUCCAUUAACUAGAUUCAUCUCCCACUCAGCUCACCGAGUUGUGCUUAUCGCCGUCCAUUUGGGAAUCGUUCAAGAUGAAGAAGGCGUCCAGGUUCCUGAAGCAGCUGUUCUCGGCCAUCGUGGCGGCGGUGAGGGAGAGGUCCGCGGCGACGCGCGCCAGGACGAGCGCCGCGCGGACGCGGUUCGUCUUCUUCGGCAUCCUCCGCAAUAAGCAGCUCCUGAGGAACGCCAUCAACAGCAAGAUCCACGCGAUCGUGGGAGGCGGCAGCGGCAAUGGCCAGCACCUUGUUGCGGCCGGCGGCGGCGGUAGGACGGUCGCCGUGCUGGAGAAGCUGCCGAGCUUCGUCGCGGAUCAGGGGAGGAGGGCCGCCGUGCUGCUCAACAGCCUGCCGAGCUUCUUCAUGGGUAGAGACGGCGGCAGCGACUCGCCGCUGGUUGGCGGCGGUGGCGAGGAGGGGAAAGAGGAGGGCGACGAGGGCGUGACGAAGCAGCUGCAGCUGGCGAACGUGCCGCCGGGGUCGGUGAUCGAGCAGGCCCGUGGCGCGGUGGAGCGAGGUGGCGCGGAGUUCAAGCUGGAGGACGAGAUAGACCACGUCGCCGACGUGUUCAUCCGGAGGUUCCACGACCAGAUGAAGCUGCAGAAGCUUGAGUCCUUCAAGAGGUUCUGCGAGAUGCUCGAGAGAAACUAAUUAACGCAAACAGCGGGCGGAAUAAUCGCCGCGACAUUGAUCGGUGCGGUGCAUUGCAUGGUUGUGGUUGAUCUAAUUAAUCCCUAUGAUUAAGGCUGAGGUUUAUCAAUCAAGUAACCUCCGAAGCACUUGAAAAAUAACUGUCGCAUACUGUCGCUUCCAAAUUC